Messenger RNA from Lactuca virosa, 1263 nucleotides. Lineage: Eukaryota; Viridiplantae; Streptophyta; Magnoliopsida; Asterales; Asteraceae. The record is from the annotation of a GenBank genome assembly.
AUGGAGACAAAUGGAAUGUUCUCUAACACGUCUGGAGGGUCGGGAAUGUUAGGGCUUGAAAUGUCGUUAAACCACCAGCAAAAUCCCAACUUCCUUCACCAGCAACCACCGUUCGCGGCGGCGGCAAAACAAGGGUACCCGUAUGCAGCUCCAAAACAAAGAGCUUCACCAAUUAGCGACGAAGAAGAGCCACAUAGCAACAAUAUGAACAAUCCGUCUACCACUGAGGAUAGCGGCGGCGAUGGGAAGUUGAGAAAGGGGUCACCGUGGCAGAGAAUGAAAUGGACGGAUAACAUGGUGAGGUUGUUGAUAAUGGUGGUUUUCUAUAUCGGAGAUGAAGGUGGGUCGGAGCAACCAAGUGGGUCCGACACGGCGGCGAAGAAGAAAGGCGGUGGAGGUGGGGUUUUACAGAAGAAAGGGAAAUGGAAGUCGGUUUCCAGAGCGAUGAUGGAAAGAGGGUUUUACGUUUCUCCACAACAAUGUGAAGAUAAAUUCAAUGAUUUGAAUAAAAGAUAUAAAAGGGUUAACGACAUUUUAGGGAAAGGAACUGCUUGUAAAGUCGUCGAGAAUCAAAGUUUGCUCGAAACCAUGGAUCAUUUAUCGCCGAAAUUGAAGGAAGAAGCCAAGAAAUUACUCAAUUCGAAGCAUCUUUUCUUCAGGGAAAUGUGUGCUUAUCACAAUAGCUGCGGCGGAGGGAGUGGCGGAAGUGGUGCAGCCCACCAUUCUUCACCACCGGAAGUCACCACAACCGAACAACCUCCACACCACAGACAAAAUUGCGUCCAUUCAAACAACGAAGACGAAGAAGACGACGAUGAGGGAGAAGAUGAUGAAUACGACGGUGAUGGCCACCCCGAUGAGGAGGAGGACGACGGCUUAUCAAGCCGAAAAAGAGGUAGAACUGCAGAAAACGAUGGGCAUGACGGCAUAAUCCAACAAUUUAAUGGCGAAAUCAGUUGUGUGAUGCAAGAUUUGACAAAAAGCGUAUGGGAAAAGAGGCAAUGGAUGAAGGUAAAGAUGAUGCAAUUGGAAGAACAAAGAGUAGGGUUUCAAGGGCAAUCGUACGAAUUAGAGAAGCAAAGAUUGAAAUGGGUGAAAUUUAGCUGCAAAAAAGAGAGAGAAAUGGAGGUGGAGAAGCUAAGGAAUGAAAGAAUGAAGCUUGAGAAUGAAAGAAUGGUGCUUUUGUUAAGGCAAAAAGAGAUGGAAUUGGUUGAUCUUCAACACCAAUACUCAUCUAAUCUUCAUAAGAGAACAUCUGAUUAA